Sorex araneus (European shrew) is the source of this 3736-nucleotide messenger RNA. It is a transcript of the gene PACSIN1, whose product is annotated as protein kinase C and casein kinase substrate in neurons 1. The transcript has 10 exons. The record is from RefSeq and is a predicted model, not a curated record. Gene Ontology annotation, molecular function: phospholipid binding; protein binding. Gene Ontology annotation, biological process: neuron development; positive regulation of dendrite development; plasma membrane tubulation. The coding region runs from base 223 to 1557 and encodes 444 amino acids. Gene Ontology annotation, cellular component: plasma membrane; endosome; cytoplasm. NCBI's taxonomy places the organism in Eukaryota, Metazoa, Chordata, Mammalia, Eulipotyphla, Soricidae.
GGCUGCGGCGGCGCUGGCGCGGCGGCUUCCCGCGGCGGAGGGGACCCCAGGGCGCCGAGCCCCCCGCCGUCCCCCGCCACGGAGCAGGACUCGGAGCGGCCGGGCCCAGCGGGGGCCGCGCGCCCACCUGCCCCUGGCCCGGCGCCCACGCGGGCCCAGCGCAUGAGCAGCCCGGCCCGCUGACCGCCACAUCGCCACUGUCCACCCCGCCACGGCCACGCCAUGUCCGGCUCCUACGAUGAGGCCUCGCUGGCUGCAGAGGAAACCACAGACAGCUUCUGGGAGGUGGGGAACUACAAGCGGACGGUGAAGCGCAUCGAUGACGGCCACCGCCUGUGCAAUGACCUGAUGAACUGCGUGCAGGAGCGCGCCAAGAUCGAGAAGGCGUACGCCCAGCAGCUCACCGACUGGGCCAAGCGCUGGCGCCAGCUCAUCGAGAAAGGCCCGCAGUACGGCAGCCUGGAGCGCGCCUGGGGGGCCAUGAUGACCGAGGCAGACAAGGUGAGCGAGCUGCACCAGGAGGUGAAGAACAACCUGCUGAACGAGGACCUAGAGAAGGUCCGGAAUUGGCAGAAGGACGCCUACCACAAGCAGAUCAUGGGCGGCUUCAAGGAGACCAAGGAGGCGGAGGACGGCUUCCGCAAGGCCCAGAAGCCCUGGGCCAAGAAGAUGAAGGAGCUCGAGGCCGCCAAGAAGGCGUACCAUCUGGCCUGCAAGGAGGAGAAGCUGGCCGUGGCGCGGGAGAUGAACAGCAAGUCCGAGCAGUCCGUGACCCCCGAGCAGCAGAAGAAGCUGCAGGACAAGGUGGACAAGUGCAAGCAGGAUGUGCAAAAGACCCAGGAGAAGUAUGAGAAGGUGCUGGACGACGUGGGCAAGACCACCCCGCAGUACAUGGAGGGCAUGGAGCAGGUGUUCGAGCAGUGCCAGCAGUUCGAGGAAAAGCGCCUGGUCUUCCUCAAGGAGGUGCUGCUGGACAUCAAGCGCCACCUCAACCUGGCGGAGAACAGCAGCUACAUGCACGUGUACCGAGAGCUGGAGCAGGCCAUCCGGGGGGCCGACGCCCAGGAAGACCUCCGAUGGUUCCGCAGCACCAGCGGGCCCGGCAUGCCCAUGAACUGGCCCCAGUUUGAGGAGUGGAACCCAGACCUCCCUCACACCGCCGCCAAGAAGGACAAAGUUCCCAAGAAGGCCGAGGGGGCAUCACUGAGCAACGCUGCCGGGGCGGUGGAGUCCACCUCGCAGGCAGGGGACCGCGGCAGCGUCAGCAGCUACGACAGGGGCCAGACUUAUGCCACGGAGUGGUCGGACGACGAGAGCGGGAACCCGUUCGGAGGCAACGAGGCCAACGGGGGCUCCAACCCCUUCGAGGAUGACUCCAAGGGCGUGCGCGUCCGCGCCCUCUACGACUACGACGGCCAGGAGCAGGACGAGCUCAGCUUCAAGGCCGGAGACGAGCUGACCAAGCUGGGCGAGGAGGACGAGCAGGGUUGGUGCCGCGGGCGGCUGGACAGCGGGCAGCUGGGCCUCUAUCCCGCCAACUACGUGGAGGCCAUCUAGCUGCCCUGCUCCCCACACACUACCCCCCUGCCUCUCCCUCACCGCGCCCUCCUCCCCCCUUCCCCACGCCAUAGAGUUCCAGACAUAUUUUCCGAUCAAGCUUUUAUUUUUUUAAACGUCAAAACAGAACAAAACAAAAACUACAAAGAGACAGAGCGUUUGCAGGGCUGCCCGGAGGCCAGCGCCCCAGGGUAGGUGAGGGUCUUAGCCUGACUGACAUCACAUCUGCUCUCCAGACCCCACCAGAGUGUCUCCUGAGCCGGAGGGACGGCUCCUGGACCCUUCUCUCAGCUCGCGUCCCCGCCCCCAUUCUCGGGCCUGAUUUUCUGAUCUCUCGUUGCCGUCAGCUCCCACCGCCACCUUGCUCUCCCCAGCCCCCCCCUCCAGGCUCCCCAGAAGGGGACUUCUGGUCUGUCGUCUUUCACUUUGUCUUGGGGAGCCCCCUUUAUCUCCUAGCCCCGCCCUUGGGACUGGAAUGGGGCUGGCGGAGGAGAAGGGGGACCCUCUUCUCCUGUAGAGGAAUCCUGGGGUCCCUUGCUUCCCCCAGGUACGAGGAGAGGUGAGCUGGGGCCGGCACCGGUGUUCGUGAGGUGCUAGAGGGUGCAUGAAGGAGCAGGCCUCAGUCCUCCCAGCUCCCCGCCCAGCCAGGGACCGCCACCCCCUGCUGGACCCUUGCCCCCCACUGUCCAAGCAGCUCGUCCCCGGAGCCGCCCCCUUAGCAACUCACAGAGACCCCCAACCCCCUCUCAGAUGUCUCCAGGCCCAGGGCACAGCCAGCAACAGUAGCAGCCUUCCCUGUGGGGGGGCCCCUGACCAGCGCCCCGCUCCAGCCCCCACAAGGCGCAUCACGCCGCAGGAAAGCGAGCCGGAAUGCCAGGCACCCCCUCCUGCCCCCUCUCUGGCCUGUGUCGGGGGUCCCGGCGGGGUUUCAGGGAGAGCCUGGGAACGUCCCUGCUGUCCUGACAGGGUUUGGCCGAGCAAGGACCGUGAUCUCCUUGUGAGAAGUCCAGAGAGUGACUCUGUCUUCCCUGCCCCACUCCGUCCCCUUGCAGGUUCCCCUCCCCCGCAGCUACACACUUCCCUGCUGGCAGCCCCUGCAGCCCCCCAGCCUGGGUCUCAGUAAAACAACGUUUUGGGGUGGGAGGAGCUUUGGAGGCAGAAAGAGGGGCCAGUGCAGGGCAAGACCCCGAGGUGGCGGGGAGCACUGUAAGGGAAGGGGGGAGGGUGAGGAGCUGGAAGUUCUGGGGGCCCGGGGAGCUGCCCCCUCUCCGGGGCCUGCAGGCCCCGCCCCACUCUGCAUUGCAUCAUCGGGCAACUGGGCCCUCCUGGCGCCCUAGCCCGCCCCCCACCCUGGCUGCUCCUCCUGACAGCCCACUCCCAGCGCCAGGGAGCCCAGCCGCAGGGCCCCCCCCCACGCUGCGUGGGUGCUGUGUGUCCUCGCGGCUCCGGGCCAGGGGGGUGGGGUACCCCCGCAGCACCCAGGGCCUGUGGGCUCGCUCCCCCCCGCCAUCUGCAGCUCUGCAGGGCUUGGAGCGAGUGGGGUGCCCUCAGCCCCGCCCCGCUCACCAAAGGCCUCCAGCCUCUUCCAGCCAGCGUGGUGUCGGGGGGGCUGGUGCCCUCAUGCCCUCGGAAGGUGGGAAGCUGGCGCGUCUGCACCCGGGGCCUGGCCUUGGCCUUCUCGCUGUGCCGGCGGCUGCCCAGCCUCGGGGGAGGGGCGGUGGCCCUGACCACAUCCCAGGCCUGGCGCCCUCAGAACUCAGCUGCCCGCGGGGCAGGGACUCGACACCCCGUUCUCUCUAAGUACCCGCCUCCGGGGCCCCGUGUGGGAGCCCCCUGCCCUGGGCCCAGACUCUCAGGGUGGGGAGCGGGAGGGCUUCCCCCACACACACACACCGGAAGGUCCCCGGGCUUCAGGGGCACGGGCCCCCCUGGCCGUGCCCCCGCCUCCUGUAGCCUCCCGCCCGCCCGCACCCUCGAUGCUGCACGGGCCCGCCCGCGGGGCUCGGCGAGUAGCGUGUUUGUCCCCGUGAAUCGCCCUCGCUCGCCGCCCUCGGCUUCCUGACUCCAUUAGUCCGACACUUGUGAACCUCUGAGAAGUGCUGUGGUCUCAGCAAUGCGCCUGUUUUGUACAUGACUGUGUAAUUUAAAGGCAUAUAAAUACAAAUAUAUAUCGAGAGCA